ACCUACACCUACACCGCCACGGUGAGAAAUGCUGUCAGCAGCUUACAGGCCAGCUGCUCAGUGCAAGUACAGUCAAAAGUCAGCGAUCUGCAGCUUAUCUACCCCACACCACUCAGCGGGAAGCUCAACAUACCCACAAAGCAGGAGAUUUUCCUGGUCGUCAAGAUCACCUCCGGCUGCAAGGCUGUGGCUAACUGGAUGUCCCCGGUGGACAUGGCUGGGGUGCCGUUUGUGGCCGCCUGCCCAGCAGGGAUUGUGCUGCAUGUCUCCUCUGCUACAGAGAGACCACUGACACCUGGUUCUCCUCAGUGAAGCUUGUCAUGGAUAAACCAAGAGAGGAGGAGAUCUUGGACAUCCUUGUUUCCAAUGAGGUCAGUGCCCAGAAGUUGUCCGUGAAGAUUCAGUCACAUGAUGCCAUUGAUGGACUCAGGGUGGUGCCUCCUGGACCAUGCCGGAUGCUAGUGGAUGUGUCACAGGUAUUUACUGCUGAGAUCAGCCAGGGGUCCUCUGUCUCUUACACCUGGGUGAUUGAUAACAUGGACAUGUUUGCCUACAAUGGUCAGAGCUACAGUGUCACAUUUAAGAGACCUGCCACAUAUAAGCUAAAGUUGACAGCAAAGAACCCGGUGAGCUUCAAAUCUUUGGAACUGAUGCUCAUAGCUGAACCCAUGAACCCCUUGGCUCACCCUGAAUUGCUGGGACUCCCUGGAAUUGUGGAAGUCAAUGUUCCCCAGACCGUGAUAUUCAGGUGGAAGUAGACACUGCUGUGGAUGUCAUGGUGAGGUAAGAAGCAAGGCAAGGAAGUCUGGAUAGGUGCUUU
This is a messenger RNA of Lacerta agilis (Sand lizard), 820 nucleotides long. RefSeq names its product polycystin-1-like. The transcript has 3 exons. The record is from RefSeq and is a predicted model, not a curated record. Lineage: Eukaryota; Metazoa; Chordata; Lepidosauria; Squamata; Lacertidae. Bases 321 to 758 code for a protein of 145 amino acids.